Messenger RNA from Onychomys torridus (southern grasshopper mouse), 5961 nucleotides. RefSeq names its product inter-alpha-trypsin inhibitor heavy chain 5 (gene Itih5). Gene Ontology annotation, molecular function: serine-type endopeptidase inhibitor activity. The transcript has 14 exons. NCBI's taxonomy places the organism in Eukaryota, Metazoa, Chordata, Mammalia, Rodentia, Cricetidae. Gene Ontology annotation, biological process: hyaluronan metabolic process. The coding region runs from base 84 to 2942 and encodes 952 amino acids. The record is from RefSeq and is a predicted model, not a curated record.
GUGUGUCUUUCAGCUGCGGCGGCUCCUUCAGCACCCUGAAAAUACCUCCCUGUCCCAGAGCUGUCGCGCGCUCCGGCCUCGCCAUGCUCCUGCUGCUGGGGCUGUGCCUGGGGCUGCCCCUCUUCUCGGAGUCCCAGGAAGAGGCGCGGAGCUGGGAUGACGGCUCGGAGCAAGUCUCGCUCAGGGUCCCCAGGCAACUCAGGCUGUUGCAAAGGCUGAAAGCCAAGCCCUUGAUGACGGAGUUCUCCGUGAAGUCUACCAUCAUCUCUCGCUAUGCCUUCACCACAGUCUCCUGCAGAAUGCUCAACAGAGCUUCUGAGGACCAGGAUGUUGAGUUCCAGAUGCAGAUUCCAGCAGCAGCUUUCAUCACCAACUUCACCAUGCUUAUCGGAGACAAAGUGUAUCAGAGUGAAAUUACAGAGAAAGAAAAGAAAAGCCGUGAUAAGAUAAAGGAAAAAAGAAACAAAAGCUCAGAAGACAAUGAGGAGAAGGGGACGGACACGUUCCAAGCUUCUUUAGUGAUUCCCAGCAAGGACAAAGCCGCUUUCCUCCUCAGUUAUGAAGAGCUUCUGCAGAGAAGGCUGGGGAAAUAUGAGCAUAUCAUCAGCGUGCGCCCCCAGCAGCUGGUGGGGAGGCUCACUGUGGAAGUGAAUGUUCUGGAGAGGUCGGGCAUCGCGGCCUUGGAGGUUCUACCUCUUCACAACAGCAGGAAGAAGGGCAGUGGGGUGGCAGAAGGUGAUGUGGGUCCUCCCCCUUCUACUGUCAUCAACCAAAAUGAAACCUUUGCCCAAGUUCUUUUUAAGCCUACAGUGGUCCAACAAGCUAAGAUUGCCCAGAAUGGAAUUUUGGGAGAUUUCAUCAUUCGAUACGAUGUCAAGAGAGAGCAGAGCAUUGGUGACAUCCAGGUUCUGAAUGGUUACUUUGUGCACUACUUUGCUCCUAAAGACCUCCCUCCUUUACCCAAGAAUGUGGUUUUCGUGCUUGACAUCAGUGCCUCCAUGGUGGGAGCGAAACUCCAGCAGACCAGGGAAGCCCUUGUCACAAUUCUCAAUGACCUGCGACCUCAGGAUCACUUCAAUAUCAUUGGGUUUUCCAACCGGAUUAAAGUGUGGAAGGACCACCUGCUACCUGUGACUCCUGAUAACAUCAGGAAUGGCAAGCACUACAUUUACCACCUGUCACCCACUGGAGGCACAGACAUCAAUGGGGCCCUUCAGACAGCCAUCAGACUGCUCAACAAUUAUGUGGCCCAGAAUGACAUUGAAGAUCGGAGUGUGUCCCUCAUCAUCUUCCUCACGGAUGGAAAACCCACCUUCGGGGAGACCAGUACCCACAAGAUUCUCAGCAAUACCAAGGAAGCCACUGGAGGUCAGAUCUGCAUCUUUACCAUUGGCAUCGGCAAUGAUGUGGACUUCAAAUUGUUAGAGAAACUUUCUCUGGAGAACUGUGGUCUCACACGGCAUGUUCAGGAGGAGGAGAAGGCUGGAGCACAGCUCAUCGGGUUCUAUGAUGAAAUCCGGACCCCACUUCUCUCUGACAUCCGCAUAGAUUAUCCUCCUGAUGUAGUAGAGCAUGCCACCAAAACCCUGUUUCCCAACUACUUCAAUGGCUCCGAGAUCAUCAUUGCCGGGAAGAUGGUAGACAGGAAAUUGGAUCAGUUCCAUGUGGAGGUCACUGCUAGCAACAGUAAGAAAUUUGUCAUCCUGAAAAAAGACAUCCCCGUGGAGUCCCAGAAGCUGGGGAAUGAUGUCACGGUCACCCCUGGGCCUGCCAGUGAUGGGGAGGAGGACCCCAACCACAUUGAGCGUCUUUGGAGCUACCUCACUGUGAAGGAACUACUGAGCUCCUGGGUGCAGAGCAGCAGUGAACAGGAGAAGGAGCAGCUGAGGCGGAAGGCCCAGGCUUUAGCCUUGAACUACCACUUCCUCACCCCCUUCACGUCCAUAAAGCUGAAGAAGCCAGGGCUCCACCCAGACAGGCUGGAGGACACCCGCGGCAUGUCUGCAGCCACAGGACCCGAGACCGUGGUGCAGAGCCUUCGAGGAGCAGACGUGCAGCCAGGACCUGCUCUCAAGAAACCAUAUGGUCCAAGAAUUAAAAUCUCUAAAACAUCAGUGGAUGGUGAUCCCCAUUUUGUUGUGGAUUUUCCCUUAAGCAAACUCACUGUCUGCUUUAACAUUGAUGGAGAGCCUGGGGACAUCCUACGGUUGGUCUCUGAUCACCUGGACUCUGGGGUGACCGUGAAUGGAGAGCUUAUUGGGGCCCCAGCACCUCCAAAUGGUCAUAAGAAACAGCGCACAUACUUCCGGACCAUCACCAUCCUCAUCAACAGGCCAGAGAGAUCUUACCUCGAGGUCACCCCCAACAGGGUCAUCCUGGAUGGCGGAGACAGGCUGGUCCUCCCCUGCAACCAGAGUGUGGUGGUGGGGAGUCGGGGACUGGAGGUGUCAGUGUCUGCCAAUGCCAAUGUCACGGUCACCAUCCAGGGCACCAUUACCUUUGUCAUCCUCAUUCACCUCUACAAAAAGCCAGCACCCUUCCAGCGAAACCACCUGGGCUUCUAUAUUGCCAACAGCAAAGGCCUCUCCAGCAAUUGCCACGGCCUUUUAGGUCAGUUCCUGAACCAGGAUGCCAAACUCAUAGACGCUCCUGCAGUGCACGGCAAGAAUCUUAGUAAUCAGCCAUUUCCUCAGAUAGAAGGGAUACCUGAGGCUGUCAUCAAGGUGAAAGGGCGCCGAGUCCCAGUGGUCUGGAAACAAAGGAAGAUUUAUAAUGGGCAAGAGCAGGUGGACUGCUGGUUUGAUAGAAACAAUGCCGCCAAGCUGAUUGACGGGGUGUAUAAGGACUACCUGGCAUCUCAUCCAUUUGACACGGAGAAUACACUGGGCCUGAGGAUGUCCGGGGGAGCUGGGACUGGCAGUCUUCAUGAGGAGAGUGUCUAACAGGGAAGCAACUUGGGGUCUACUCUGAAUGCAGCUCUGCAUGCUACCUGUGCCUGCAUUGGCUCUUGCUGUGAGCUGCACUGUGUAUCCUGCCCCCUGGUGGAGUGGAGGUCCAAUGUCUGCUAGAGCAAUGAGUCAGGAAGCUGGAGUGAAAAUACUACCUUCUUCUUCCCCUUCCUACCUUCCUCAUCCCAUCUCUACUAGACAAAAAUGGUAGCACCAAGAGGAGAGGAGAUCUAAUUGAGGAAAAAUGUGCAGCACCUGGCUUGACCUGGCUUAGUCUACUGUAAAGUAACCCUUUCUGAAAAAGCAAGGUUGCCAUGGAAUUUGUUUUCUCUGUAACAGUGUCCGAGUUGGGCACUCUGCUUUUUGUCUUUUUUUUUUCAUGUGUAUGAAUCUCUCUUUUCAGUUGCCUUCCUCAGAUGGUGCUCUCAACUUCUUCUCUCAAGGUUAUUGACAUCAGGGCCAGGCCACCCAUCCUGCAAACCAGCAGUCCACACAUUGGGUCACUUUACAUGACUAAGUCUUUUCUUAGCAGAAGGGUUUUUUGCUUUUUUUUUUUCUGCUCUGGAAUCUUGCCUCUAAAAAUUAGUUUUCAUUGUAAAAAUUUGAUUGAAAAAUAGAACAGUUAAUAUCACAGAUUUGGAUCUCUUUCUGAUUGGCUUUACAGGCCACUUGACCUUGCUGGUGGGUGCUUCCCAAUUUUAAUAAGAUAAGUGCUUUUAAUACAUAGGAAAACUCCCUGUGGAUGGUCUUUACUGGCCUGUCUUGGUGCCAGAGGGCCAGCUAGUUGAAAGAUAAAUCUUUUACUCUGAGCACGUCGGCUUCUGCUGUAAGUCCAACACCUUCUGGUUUUGCCUUUGGGUGUCCAGGAAAUAGUAAAUUACAUGAGAACAGUGCUGGCGUAAGAGAGAGACCGAGCCUAGACUGAGCUGCUCUGCCUCCCUGUGGGAAGAACCAACUUUUACAUUCUCAGAAGGAAGUGGAUUCACGCCUGCAAACAUGGCUGCCGCACCAUGAGCCAGCGGCAGCUUUGGCAUUCUGCAGAAGACAGGGCCCAUCAGUAUUCCAUCCAUGAUAGGGGAGGGGUCAUGAAGCCCCACUCCUGCCUAAAGAGCUAUGGGCAGUUAGUAAUUGCCUGAGAAAGGGGUGUCAUGUUCCUCGGUUGUAAUAUCUGCUGGUACGUUGCCCUGGCUCAAGAAAAUAACCCCCAAUUUACAGCAAGCACCCCAAUUGAAUACAGUAAAUCACAUACACAUUAGAGACAGGAAAGUGGGAAGGGACUCAUGGGGCUGAAGGAAGCCAUAAGAGAAGAUCAUGGGAGGUGGUGGAGUGGGAUCAAAGAACCUUAGUUAGGGAUAUGCCUGAAAUUGUGAAUGAAUGCACUAAAUAAAAGAAAAUCUAAGAAGACAUUUCCACAUCUCAGAUGGGCACAAGUUAGGAGAUCAGUGUGUGUUUUGGUUGUGGUACUUAGAUGAAUCUAACCCCCUAAGGAGAAGGUUACCAUCAGAGGAGGCUUCAAAAGAUUAGCAAGUGUGACUUCAUUGUGACUCUCUCCCUUAAGCCUAUCCAUCUCAUCCAAGAGCAAGGAAGAUGUGGGAGAGCCUGGAGCCUCCAUUCUUCCACUCCGUGACAUUCUUCACUGUGCUUGGGCUUCUCGGGGCUGGUGUGUGAGGGACCUGCAUGGAAACAGGUAAACAGGAAGUGAUAGCAGCGAACUACGGAGAAAGGAAAACAAUCAUGCUUGAGGGAAACGGAGUGAAAGGUUCUGUGCUGUCCCCACAUAAGGUUUCUUCCAUCAGGCACCAUGCCACAGCGACCUCUGCGGUGAAAUGGCAAGGCUGCUUGGCACUUGGAGAAAAAUUGGCAUCAAGAAAAUUGUUUUCCUUCCUGUGGGAAGCAUUUGAACAGCACAAUGCCAUCCACAUGUUCCUGUCUGACCCAGCAGCCUCAAGAGCCAGCGAGGGCUUGCGUGAGUUUCUCUCUCUGUGUGAACCCACCAGGCCACAGCCGGUCAGCUGUGCUAUUUAUCUGACUCCCCAUGUUCCCAGACUCAUCUGUCCGUUUUCAGGCCAGGAGUGCAAAGAUGAGCAACCCAUAUGGCUGCCAGAUGUUUCCAUCUUUUCAGGCUUAGAGAAAGAGAGGAUCUCAGCCAGGCCUAACCAAUGCUGGUCCCAUGCGUGUUCCAGAGACCUUUCUAUUACAUAAAUCCCAGCUGGAGACACAACUCUGGAGCCGUGGGUGGGGGUGGAGGAUGGGUGGUGGAGUGAGAGAGAGGGCAACUCACCAGCCCUCUGAGUUACACUCAGAGCUGUGAUAGGGGUAUGUUGUUCUCAAUGCUGGUUUCACCGCCAACAGAAGGGUAUCACGAGGUACCCAUCACUCACUCUCCUUUCUAGCUGAGAAAUAAAUUUAAAAGGUGACAUAUUUUUCUUAACUCUAGACAGAUAUUCCACAGCAGUGUUCUUGUUCUCUCUCUCUCUCUCUCUCUCUCUCUCUCUCUCUCUCUCUCUCUGCAAAAAGCAUUACUAUUCAGUGAUCUAAAUUAUCCAAUAUAGUUAGAAGUCCUAUUUGGCACCCCAAACCACAUACCAACAGGGAUGUUUUCAUUUAACUGGCUGCCUGUGUUGUGAGUAGAAACAUCAAGGAACUGCAAAGGAAAGGUCUGUGUUUUCAAAAGGGGAAAUAGAGGCAGCUGAGGCACUUUCUUCAAGUUAUAUAGAUGUAAAGUAGGGGUAGAGCUGAACCUGCAGAAUUCACAUGUUAGAUUUGAUGGUUUUUCACCAUCUGGUCAACCAUUAUUUUCCUUGAACAUUUUGUAAAAGAUAAAGUGGGAGGUUACUAAAUAAGCAAUUGACUGGGUUGGAGAAAAAUGUUGAAGUUAAAUGAGAUAAAUCAAGUUGCUAUUGCAGUAGGUUGAACAAAGUCAUGCUCCAGCUUCCAGCUCCCUCCCCGAACCUCCCCCGCACCCUGCUUUUUUAUGAAAUGGGUCAUUUUAAAGAAUGUCACUAAAAUUUCA